AUAAAUGUUAAAAUUCUGCCACUCGUCAUAAAAGACUGUUCAUUUUGGGUGAUAAAAGAUGCUAUCAACUAUAUGUACAAGUUUCUUUGAAGCGCGAAAGAAGUUUUCUUUCUCAAAUGCAAUUGCUAUGCAUUAUUAUUUGCCGCCUUUUUCUAUUUUUGUAGUCUUGUCAGUGACCCGUCAUUAUCUAGACUUACUUGUGACAAAGCGUGGAAAAAGCUGUUUCUUUUCCCACAGUAUACCAAAAUCUUUGUUUCAAGAGCCUAGAAGCUUGGAAAACGUCCAGCAUUAAUUCUUAUGAGGCCACGUAUCUGUUAACUUUACCAGAUAAUUUUUCGUAAAUGAAACAAUCAAAUAAUGUCAGAUCUUGGGAUGAAAUUGCUUAGAAAUGCGUCGUUUGUUCGGUUAUUUAAGAAAAAGGUAAAAAACUGAGUUGUCAAAAUAUUCAACACUUGUUAAAACAAGCCUCUUAAGGUGACAAACGAAAGCGCAAACAUCGUUUUAUAUUUGCAAAUAUGUCUACACGUGAGAGGUGUAAACGAUAUCUAUGUUAUAACAGCUGAAACGGCUUUAUACUUUAGGUCCAACAUUUCUAUGAUCCGUUUUCGUUAGAUUGCAGAGAAGUGAAGGAAGCAAGUUCAAGUUUGUUAAGUAUUCUUAAAAUGUCAAACUCGAAGGUAUCACUGGAUCACGACUAUUUCUUUGUAUCACAAACUAUUCUGAGCGUCAUGUUGGCCACACCAGCUGUCGCCUCGAAUGUCUUUUUACUGAUCACCAUCUUUCGAAACACAAACGCGAAUCAAAGAAUUUGGCAAACGCCUGCAACGCUCUUGGUGGUAAACCUGACCAUCUGCGACCUAAUGACUGGUCUUGUUCCUGGAUACGGAAGCCUUUAUUACGAUAUCUCUGUGUUAAGAGGUAAGAGGAGAGACAAUCUUGUAGGAAUGCAGCGUUUCUUAACUGUUUCCGCCGUUGUCACAAAUAUCGUUUCUUCUGGCACGAUCACAGUGAUGUCUUUUGACCGUUUAUUAGCAGUUUCGUCUCCUUUUCAAUACAAAGCGUUGGUGACGAAAACAAAGAUAAAGGGAGCAAUAGCGUUUAUCUGGAUUUAUUCCCUGAUUUUCUCCAGUCUUCCGUUGAUGGGGGUAGCACCGUCUACGUUCGUUCUCUUGUUCUGCCAUCUUCAUGUUUCAUUUCCUCUGAUCAUCUUCCCCGUGGUAUACUGGAGAACAUUCCGUGCGCUUCGCCUACACAAUAACCAGGUGCAAGAUGUGGCUGAAAACGAGGGAAGGCAGCAAAUAGAUAUGGCUCACAGGAACAGAGAACGCAAAAUGGUGUCAGCAUUUCUCUUAAUUCUUAUCUCGUUUUACGUAUCUUUCGCCCCACUGUUUAUCGCUCAAAAUAUGUUAAUUUUUCAUCCAAAAUACAACUAUCAAGAUACUUUUCGAUUUUUUCUGUAUACAACAAACAAAGUUCUCAUAAUAAAUUGCUGUCUAAACCCUUUCAUCUACGCGUGGAGGAUUCCAACCUACAGAAGAGCAUUUAAGGCGGUUUUCACUGGCUGUGUUUGCCUACCAAGAAACACUGUCUCCCUGGUGAUGCAAAAACACGUCGACAACCGCACGAACCACACACGCAGCCCUGACAGUUAACAGUUGUUACUGUAGAGGAAGUCACUAUUCAAUUACGCAAUACGGGAUUCUGGGAGAAGAUGAGGAAAGUUUGAUUUUCACGAACGGACGGCGAGUGACUCAAAAUUUUUCAAAUUCCCUAAACAUCCCAGCGCGUUAUUACACUGGUGUAGUGAUGGAAAGUGCAGCCUACCGAUUCUUCAAAUUAUACAUAAGGUGCAGUACAGAAGAGGCUACUGAGCAAGCUAAGCGCGCAUAGCAUCUCAAUUAUUUCGUAACUGACAAUGCACUUUUUUAAAAUGAAUUUUCGGUAUACUUUUAAGUUCAUUGUUUGCUCUCUAAAAUCGUUUUAUUUACAUUUCAUGACUCCUGAUGUGAAUAUGAACUGGAGAAGGAAAACCAGGGUGUUGGCUGAGAUAUGUAGAUUCCACCAUAGUAAUUUCAGCUUUUUAUUGAACGAAAACUUGCUUGCUCAGAGGUUCACAAUGCGAAUUCCACUUUUUAUCUUUCUUUUUCCGGUUCACUUAACCAAUAUACUCUGACACAUCGAGGCAGUCGAUAGCAGGACUGUUUUUUCA
Molecule: messenger RNA, 2209 nt
Organism: Stylophora pistillata
Lineage: Eukaryota; Metazoa; Cnidaria; Anthozoa; Scleractinia; Pocilloporidae
Product: beta-1 adrenergic receptor-like
Biological process (GO): G protein-coupled receptor signaling pathway
Cellular component (GO): membrane
Molecular function (GO): G protein-coupled receptor activity
Source: RefSeq, a predicted model, not a curated record